AUGGAUUGGAAGUUUAAAAGCGAGUCCUCCAUUUUUGAGCUUUCAAAAUAUGUUGAGACCAACGAUUUAGAUAGCAUACUGAAUUAUGAAUGUUUAUUACAAGAAAUAAAAUCUGAAAAUUAUCAAUUAAUUAAUUAUAUAGUUAAAGAAGAAAAUUUAAAAAAAAUAAUAAGUUAUGUAAUCGAAGAAUAUGAUGAUAAAAGUAAUUAUGAUAGAUAUUAUAAAUUUCCAUAUAAAUGCCAUCAAAUUAUUAGUUCAGAAAAUAAAUUAAUUACAGAUUCUAUUGUAUAUAAUAACAGUUUAAUGAAAUAUUUUUGGACUUUUAUUUUGAAUAAGAAUCAAUUAAAUGAAGUUUUGGCAGGAUAUUUUAGUCGAUGCGCAAUAGCAAUAUAUAAUAAAAAUUCUAAAGAAGUUGUAAAUUUUUUAAAAAAAAAAAAAGAAUUAUAUUUAAAAGGUUUUUUAUAUCAUUUCUACUCAAGAAAUAUAACAGAAUUAUUUAAAGUCUUAUUAUUUGUUAAAAUACCUUAUCUAACUAUAUUUGAAAAUAAAAAUAUUAUAUAUCUAAUUUUAAGUAAUUUAAAUGGAAAUUUUUCUGAUAAUCAAUAUAUAGUUUCAGAUAGAGAAGAUAAUAUAGCAUGUCUUAUAAGAGAUUUAUUUGUUAGAAAAACAGAAAUAUAUUAUUUUAAUUAUUUUAUAAUUGAUUUGUCUUCGCAAAUAUCUUUUUUAUAUUUAAUAAAAUGUGUUUUUUCUGAAUGUCCAUACACUGUCUCAGCAGCUAUAACAAUCAUUUCAGAUCUACUCCAUUACACUAUUCUUGCAAAAUCAUAUAAUCAUAUUGAUUUCUAUGAAUGUUUAGAUAUAUAUAAUAAAGAAGAAGAAGCAAAAAAAAAAGAUGAACUAAAAGAAUAUGAAAUUUUACAAAAAAAAAAAGAAACAAAAAAAAUUAAAAAAAAAAGAAAAUCAAUUAAAUUUUUAGAUGAAAGCAUAUUUACUUCUAAAACUCAUCUUGCAUCAACACAAGGUUAUCAAAAUGAGGAAGAUAAUUUAUUUUUACAAAAUUCUAACAUAGAUCCAACCUGUGAUCUUUCAAAUAAUGUGACUGUACAAAAUGAAGAUGAAGAAAGUGAAGAAAAAUAUGAAAGAGUUAAACGUGAAAUUGAAAAAAUAGAAAUAGAACAACGAGACGAUAUAAAUAAAGAUACACAAUUAAAUCAUGUUAGUAAAAAAAUUAAAGAAGAAAAAAAUAUACAAUCUCAAACUGUCUCUAAUGAUGAUAUAACUAAUAAUCCAAACUUAGAUAAUUACAAUGAAAAUAUAAAUCAAAAUAUGAUAGGAAAUAAUUUUGAAAAUUCUAAUAAUUUAUUACCUACCGAACAAAUAAAUCCAGAUAUGUUAGUUGAAAAUAAUUCCAAUUUUAAUGACAGUAUAGAUGAUAAUAAUCAAAUUGUAAAUUAUAAUGAUCUAAAAAAUGAAAGAUGUAAUAGUGAUGGUUUUUCAUUUGGUUCUGAUUUUUCAUCAGAUUAUUCUACAAAUGAAGAUACCAUAGAACAUUUAAAAAAAAUAAAAUUCGAAGAUGUACUAAAUAAAAUGAAAAAUAUUGCUACACUUAAAAAGGUUUCACAAUCUGGAUAUAAAUUAAAUCAAGAAGGCGAAGUUCUAUCAUGGAACUCGAUAUGCCAAUCUGGUCAUGUUUCCCCACUAAGCCAACAAAACGUGCAAAAUUUACAAACUAUGCCGAACAUCCAAAAUGAAUUUCUUUGCACCGACGCAAAUAAUAAUGCACCCAACUUAUACAAUGAAAUGGCUAACGAGACAAACCGAAAAGAAUUCUCAACCAUAGAAACAGGACAUGAAUUCAUUCAAAACAAUCAAGAUGGUAAUAUUUUACAAAAUAAUGUUAAAACGACAUUUAAUAUGUUUCAAAAAGAAGAACGAGAACCAACCGUAAGUCUAGAAAAAUGGAUCGAGUAUUUAGAAAGUACAGCAUUUGUUGAUAUAUGUUUUUUAGGAUAUAUUAAAGAUAUUAUGAAUAUAUAUAUACAAAAUAUAAAAAAAAAUAAAGAUAAAAAUAUAUUAGGAUUUACAACUUUAGAAAUUAUACAAUUAAUAAAAACAUUAAUAAAAACUAAAUCUAAAAAUAUAUUAACAGAAAUAAUUGAUGAAGGUUUUUUUGAUAUAUCUAUAGAUAUAUUCUUUAAAUUUAAAUGGAAUAAUUUAUUACAUAUAUCUGUUUGUGAUCUUUUACAAACUAUCAUAUUUAAAGAAAAUGAAUAUUCAUAUGUUUUAUAUUAUAUAUUAGCUUUAACUACAUUUCUACCCAAAUGUUUACGUUAUUUUGAUGUUGUAAGAAGAUGUAGAAAUUUAAAAAAAAAAAAAAAAAAAAAAAAAUUAGAAGCCUUAAUAGAUUGUGGUUAUAAAGCACAUCUAUUACAUAUAUGUCAAAUACUAAGCAAUAAAUCUUUAGAAAUUAAAUGGCUAUCAAAUUUUUUAGUUACUGUUUCAGGAUGGAAUGAUAUAAUCAUUGAAGAGUUAAAUCAUUACUCUUUAUAUUUUAAUGACUCAAACUAUAUCAAUGAUAAAAAAAUAGACGAUACAGAUCAAACACAAUUAUUACAAAAUAAUAUUCAAAAUAUUUCACAACCUAAUGAUUUUACAAACAUACAACAUUCAGAAAAUAAUAAUUUACUACCCCAUACACAAAAUAUACAAAUCGAAAAAGAUCCUGAACAUCCAGAAAUAUUAGACAAUUCCAAUCUACAAAAUAAUAAUGAACAUACUGAAAACUCUAGUGACAUCAACUUUAGUAACUACUCUAAUGUUAUAGAUAUUUUAUUUGAUGAAAACAAAAAUAUAUAUCCUAAAUAUGAAGACGAAUUUAAUAAUAAUAAAAAUUCAUUCGGCUUUGAAAAUUAUAAUCAACUUACUCCUACUGACAAUGAUCAAAAUGGAAACCCAACCUUUGUCGACAAUCAAAAUGCCAAUCUAAACUUUGUAGACAAUCAAAACGCCAAUCUAAACUUUGUAGAUAAUCAAAAUAAUUAUUUAUAUGAAGACAAUGCAAAUGGCCAAAGUGGCUAG
Plasmodium vinckei vinckei is the source of this 3078-nucleotide messenger RNA. Its product is annotated as conserved Plasmodium protein, unknown function. Gene Ontology annotation, molecular function: protein phosphatase binding; protein phosphatase regulator activity. The transcript has a single exon. The record is from RefSeq and is a predicted model, not a curated record. NCBI's taxonomy places the organism in Eukaryota, Apicomplexa, Aconoidasida, Haemosporida, Plasmodiidae. Bases 1 to 3078 code for a protein of 1025 amino acids.